Molecule: messenger RNA, 1029 nt
Organism: Trypanosoma grayi
Lineage: Eukaryota; Euglenozoa; Kinetoplastea; Trypanosomatida; Trypanosomatidae
Product: putative ribosomal protein L11
Exons: 1
Coding region: 1-1029 (342 amino acids)
Biological process (GO): translation
Cellular component (GO): mitochondrial large ribosomal subunit; ribosome
Molecular function (GO): structural constituent of ribosome; large ribosomal subunit rRNA binding
Source: RefSeq, a predicted model, not a curated record
AUGCUGCAGCGGAGCGCGGCGUUCCUGUUGAAGGCCCGGCCAAAGACAGUGAACGUGGAGCCGGGCUCCAACCGUCUGCUGGAACCGGCUGCUCUGGCGAAGGCAAAGGACAUAUUUGCGGUGCCGGAAUUCCCAGGGAAGCGUGUGCUGCACAACUGGCGCUUCUUCAUCAAGGCGGGGAAGGCGGCGACGGGACCCCCGGUGGGGCAGGAGUUCUCUAAGCUCGGCCUGAAGGCGAUGGACUUUGCCAAGGUUUUUAAUGACCGCACGAAGCCGCAUUUCAAGGACGAUGUGGAGCUGAUUGUGCGCAUCCAGGUCUACUUUGACAAGUCGUAUCGAUUCGUAAUUGAGCCACCGCCGACCGCAUGGUUCAUUCUGCGCGCGCUGAGGAAGAAGCGGCGUGAGACGGGCCCCGUGCCGAUCCGCGGGCACUACUGCGCCCUGAUGACUUUGGAGAUGGCGUACGAGAUCGCCAAGAUGAAGCCGCAGAGUUGGGGCAGGCCGGAGUACCCGCUCAUUGAGACGCGUGUACGCCGUGUGGUGGGCCAGGCGCGCCGGUUGGGCGUCUGCUUCAUUGGCGUGGACACGCCGCACAGCUCCCCCGUGAAGGGGAUGACGGAGAAGCAGUAUGCGGAGGAGAGCGAGAAGUACCGCAAGAUCCACAUGGAGCAGUACAUGGCACUGCGGCAGCGGGAGCUGGAGGAGGCACCGCUGAUUGAGCGACUGCACCGCCCCAACCUUGCCCCACUGACGGACGGGCAGAUCGAGGAGGGGCUGCAGGACCCCAGCCUUCUGCAUGCCCUGUGGAAGGCCAGCCACCCGAAGAGUCCGUACCACAAGGACCUGAAGCAGCGCGAGAUGGCGCGCCGCUACCUGAACGCGAGGGGGUGGGUGAAGGACAUGUCACUGGAGGAGAUGCAGCUGGUCUUCAUGAACUACCGCCUCCCGGAGAUUGAGCGCAGCAAUCAGAUGGAUGAGGGGAAGAUGGAGGGCCAGGUGUACUGGACAAGAGACGGUCCGCAGCAGUGA